Molecule: messenger RNA, 771 nt
Organism: Monomorium pharaonis (pharaoh ant)
Lineage: Eukaryota; Metazoa; Arthropoda; Insecta; Hymenoptera; Formicidae
Gene: rtp
Product: MORN repeat-containing protein 4 homolog
Exons: 5
Coding region: 147-599 (150 amino acids)
Source: RefSeq, a predicted model, not a curated record
GUUUAAUUGACAAUAUAUUUUCCUAAGCAUCUCCUAGGGUUUCCCUCUCUUCCCCUUAAAUAUCUUUGUUAAUUGAAUAAAGAAUUGAUCUUUAUAAAUGGAUUAAGAAUCGCGGCUGGCUUAGAUGCGUACAGUGCAGUGCAGGCAUGGGUGAUGGUGUAGCAAAGAGUGGUGCGUACAAAUAUGACGACGGAACAAAAUAUAUCGGCGAUUGGAACCGUAGAGGAUUGAAACACGGCGCUGGCCUAUUGGUGUUACCGGAUGGAACGCGGUACGAUGGAGCGUUUCAAAAUGGAUUAUGCUCCGGCUUGGGAGUUAUUGUAUUUCCCGACGGAGCGAAGUAUGAGGGAGAAUUUAUGCAAGGAUGGUUUCACGGUCAUGGUGUUUUCUGGCGAGCCGACGGAAUGAAAUUUGAAGGAGAAUUUCGCGGAGGACGUGUCUGGGGUUUAGGUUUAGUAACUUAUGCCGAUGAAUCGCAUGGAUUUCCGAGAAACGAAGGUUUCUUUCAAGAUUGCAGAUUAGUAAGACGACGACGUUGUCCUGACAUAAUACAGAAAGCGCAAAAAAUUUCUAUGAUGGCACGUGCUCAAUGCAGUUAAGCGGAAAUAGAAUAAAUUGUAGAAGCAUAACUAAUAAAAUAGAACGAUUGGAAAAAGAAAUGCAGAUUUAUCGUCAUUUAUAUAAAAUUAAGAAUGCGCGUAAUGUGAGUGAUACCAGUUUUCUGAAUCCAAUGAAGUAUAAUUGUAACGAGUUACGCCCUAAAAAAGAAAA